This is a messenger RNA of Trichoderma asperellum CBS 433.97, 1242 nucleotides long. The record is from RefSeq and is a predicted model, not a curated record. Lineage: Eukaryota; Fungi; Ascomycota; Sordariomycetes; Hypocreales; Hypocreaceae.
AUGGCUUCUGAUACCGACUUCAUUGAUAACUAUGAUACAGUUACUACCGACUUUCUAGACCAUGUUCUUGCUAGAUUUCCAGUCAUGUUUCCAUACGAUGCAAAAGAAUUCAUACUAAAUGACGGUUUUUUUUAUUCCAUAACCACGCUACUCAAUGAACUCUUUUUGCCUCCAUACACGAUAAACGACGAAUGUCACAAGCGCACUAUCUUAAGUAUAGUGAUAAAAUUAGAGUCCCGGGGUACACCGACCGAUCAAAACUCGGUUCUUUCAACAGUUUGGUUACAUACCCUUACUGCCAUCUACCUUCUUCAAACUGGCUCUGAGGUCAACGCCAGGCACCAUAUAAUAAAAGCCGCUGAUAGGCUCUUCGAAAAUGCAAAAUUUAAAAUGGCUUACUUCGGUAUUCUCCGCGUCUGCUUCGAAUAUGAAAUAGAGCUUCCUGAAGACCUAGCAACUAGGAAGAUUCAUCGAGGCAUUUUAAGCAAUGACAUUCAUUCAUGGAUAUAUGAUCACUCUAGACACAAAGAUCACUCUUAUAAUAUUCGACGUUCCAUCUGGAUUUCAACUCUGGUUCAAGGUAAAACGGAAUUUAGAAAGGAUAUCGCGCGACUUAAAAACGGCGAGCUAGAUUUGGCUGAAAUAAACGCCGAAAUGCAUAGCUGGUUACAACGUGAGAGUUUUGAAGAGUGCCCAUUUCCAGAAUUCUGGGAUUACUACGGCAUUGACCAGCUCUCAGCAAUAGAUGCAGAACUAAAGUUCCUACAACCUAUCUAUGAUGUAGCGAUGAGCCUAGCUAGAGGCAUCUCAACAACAGUAGCGGGGAGUACUGAUAAUCUAACAUCAGUGAAAAGGAUCGAUUCUAAAGCACCAACAGAGAGCAUCGACUACUACAUUUCAAUAAUUGGCAACUUUACUAAAAAAAGCAUUAAUUAUGUAAAAGCUAAGCAAGAACUUCUGGCUGUGGAUAGAAAUUGCGGUUUUCAAAAGGAAUGCAAUUACCUUAAUCACAUUCUGCAAAGUUUCUCGGUAAUAGGCUCAGCAAAGUUUCGUACUAUUACUAAAUUGAAUUCUUAUGAGCUGUCUUCCAUGGUAGAAAAGACGUGGAAGUAUGGUAAAAAAAGCACUCCGCCUAAUUUUUCUUCUACGCUGGCUAUGGAAAGAUGGAAUGGAAUUUAUGAAGAAGAACUUGAGUUACACCGGAGAGGAGAAGACUGCUACAGAAUGGAAUUUCAGCAUUAG